GGAAACAUCUCCCAUGCCUUGAACCUCUCCAGGGAGUUUCUCCACUAUACCCCAGUAACCAAAAGGGUGGUGAAGAAUGUGGCCAAGUAUGAGAAGCUGCUGGAGACGGGGACGAUGGCGAGUCCUGGACCCCUGCGACGCCCCAACAGCACCCGCCUGCAGAGCCGCGACGCUUACGAGGAGCUGUGCCAGCGCCCGCGGGGGCAGCCGGCCCUGGAGCAUCUCCCACACCUUGGCUGCUCCUACGAGACCAACGGCAGCCCCUAUCUCCUUCUCCAACCUGCCAAGAAGGAGAUGGUCCGCAUACGACCUUACGUGGCUUUGUACCACGAUUUCGUCAACGACGCUGAGGCUGAGACCAUCAAGGGGCUGGCAGGACCCUGGCUGCAGAGAUCUGUGGUGGCCUCUGGGGAGAAGCAGCAGAAAGCCGAGUACCGGAUAAGCAAGAGUGCCUGGCUGAAGGACACGGCCGACCCGGUGGUGCGAAUGUUGGAGCAACGCAUCGCUGCCGUCACCGGCCUGGACCUGCGGCCACCCUAUGCCGAGUACCUGCAGGUGGUCAACUACGGGUUGGGAGGCCACUACGAGCCACACUUCGACCACGCCACGUCCAGGAAGAGCCCCCUUUACAGAAUGAAGUCAGGCAACAGGAUCGCCACGCUCAUGAUCUACCUGAGCACAGUGGAGGCCGGCGGCUCCACGGCCUUUAUCUACGCCAACUUCAGCGUGCCCGUGGUUAAGAACGCGGCUCUCUUCUGGUGGAACCUCCGGAGGAAUGGGGACGGUGACGGGGACACCCUGCAUGCCGGCUGCCCUGUCCUGGCUGGGGACAAGUGGGUGGCAAAUAAAUGGAUCCACGAGUACGGGCAGGAGUUUCGGCGGCCGUGCAGCACAGACCCACAAGACUGA
Molecule: messenger RNA, 909 nt
Organism: Pterocles gutturalis (yellow-throated sandgrouse)
Lineage: Eukaryota; Metazoa; Chordata; Aves; Pterocliformes; Pteroclidae
Gene: P4HA3
Product: prolyl 4-hydroxylase, alpha polypeptide III
Exons: 9
Biological process (GO): peptidyl-proline hydroxylation to 4-hydroxy-L-proline
Cellular component (GO): endoplasmic reticulum
Molecular function (GO): iron ion binding; procollagen-proline 4-dioxygenase activity; L-ascorbic acid binding
Source: RefSeq, a predicted model, not a curated record